Molecule: messenger RNA, 3508 nt
Organism: Tachysurus fulvidraco (yellow catfish)
Lineage: Eukaryota; Metazoa; Chordata; Actinopteri; Siluriformes; Bagridae
Gene: tbc1d5
Product: TBC1 domain family, member 5
Exons: 23
Coding region: 165-2696 (843 amino acids)
Biological process (GO): activation of GTPase activity
Molecular function (GO): GTPase activator activity
Source: RefSeq, a predicted model, not a curated record
ACAUCAGCUUCCGGUCUCGUGUCACGUGUGCGAGCAGCACUUCCUCCUGACUCGCGCUUGUGUGUUUACAUGCAGCCUGCAGAAUGGAGAGAGCUGCAUGAAGGUUUACAGAUUAACACUGACUGUGAUCCACACUGUGCUCUGUUCUCUGACCAGCAGUAGUCAUGCAGGACCCAGGCUUUGAACCCAUCCACCCGCUGCAGAUAGAAGAGCAGGAAACGGGUUAUGACCCUCUGUACAACUAUAACCAAAACAUCCCCCGAGACGUUGCAAACAGUGCUGCUGAGUCAACCUUCCAGUCCUACAGAAAAGAGUGGGAUGACUUGUUCCAGAACAGCAACUAUCUGGCCCGGAUCAGACAGUCAGGUAUUACUGGCCGGUUAAGGAGCAGCAGGUUUCGCAGUAUAUGCUGGAAGCUUUACUUAGAUAUACUGCCUGAGGAUAAGAGCCAGUGGAUCAAAAAGACCAAGGAGCAUCGAGAUGAAUAUGAGCGGAUCAAAGAGAGGCACAUCACAAACCCACGCAAAGCUGCAGGUCAGCAGGACCUGGUGGUGAACAACCCGCUGUCUCAGGAUGAGGGGAGUUUGUGGAACAAAUUCUUCCAGGAUAAAGAGUUGCGGGGAAUGAUCAAGCAAGAUGUGCUUAGAACGUUUCCAGAAAUGCGUUUUUUCCAAGAGGAGGGUGUUCGGACCAAACUGACGGAUAUUCUCUUCUGCUAUGCACGAGAAAAUGAGCAGUUACUCUAUAAACAGGGUAUGCACGAGUUGUUGGCUCCGUUAGUGUUUGUGCUACACUCUGAUCAUCAGACGUUUCAGCAUGCGAGUGAGGCUGGCACACCCAGUGAGGAGAUGAAAGUGUUGCUGGAUCCGAAGUUUCAUGAGCAUGACGCAUACGCAAUGUUCUCACAGCUCAUGGAGACAGCGGAACCCUGGUUCUCCAGUUUUGAGCGGGAGGUGCGCAAGGGAAAGGAAGAGAUGCUGACCAGUAUUCCCUUCGCCCGACCCCAGGACAGCGGCCCGUCUGUGGCCGUCGUGACCAAAGUAAACCGAAUUCAAGACCAGCUGGUAAAAAAGCAUGAUAUUGAACUGUACAUGCACCUGAACCGCCUGGAGAUCGCGCCUCAGAUAUACGGCAUUCGCUGGGUCCGCCUGUUAUUUGGCAGGGAGUUCUCUCUGCAGGACCUGCUGGUGGUGUGGGACUCACUGUUAGCAGACAGCAUCACACUGGAUCUGGUGGAUUAUGUGUUUGUAGCCAUGCUGCUUUACAUCAGAGACGCAUUGAUUGCCAGCAGCUUCCAGACAUGUCUCGGCCUCCUUAUGCACUACCCACCUGUUGGAGACAUUCAUGCUCUACUGCACAAAGCGCUGUUCCUGAGAGACCCAAAGAAUAACCCAAGGCCCGUCAACUAUCAGUUCCAACAGAACCUUGACUACUAUAAAAACCACGGCACUGAUUUGGUGGACAGAUCACGGUCUGGCAGCACCAAAGUGGCUCCCCUCAACAUCAAUAAGGUCUCCAGCUCUCUGCUUAGCUUUGGCAGGAAGCUUAUUGCCCCCAUGGGUGGUGGCACCAGUGGUGUCUCAGCAGUCUACAGUGAAGUGUUGUCUUCUCCAUCUCCACAACUUCAGCCAGCUCGGGCUUUAGCUGAGCAAACACCCAACGUCGUGUCGUCUCGCACACAAAUGAAUGUGGCGCAACAGCGCCUGCUGAAAUCCGAGAGCAUGCCUGUGCAUCUUAGUAAAGAUGUAGGAUCUCCUGGAGUAUCUCAGAUCUCUCUUCCCAACCAGAUACUAUCUGACCUGCCAGGUCAAACAUCCAGGACUGUGAGCUCCUCACCAAGUGUUGAGAGUCUGUCAGGCGGGAGGGACCAGGCCAUGUUGUCCCCUCCACUUCCUGCCUCCAAGGGGCGGGAGUCAAGCACAUCAUCACCACCUCUCUCAGCCACGAAGAAAGAUUUGUUUUUCAACAUCAGUCGUUCACGUUCUCACAGCAAAUCCAUAGGCAAAAAGGACCUGGAAGAGUUGGAGGCCCAAGUGUCUUUACUUCAGGGCCAGAUCAAUGAUCUGGAGGCCAUGAGCAAAUACUGUGCCAAGAUGAUGAAUGUGCACAUCGGCAAGAUUCAGGACGUGAUCCUGCAGGAGCAUCUGCAAAAGGAGGAUGAGGUGCUGGUAUCACUUGCUGGACUUAAGCAGAUUAAGGACAUCUUAAAGGGAGCACUGCGCUUUAAUCAAAGUCAGCUGGAGGCUGAGGAGAACGAGGAGAUUACAAUAGCAGAUGAUCACUACUGCUCUACAGGCCAGGACAUGGUUCAAGAGGAUGGAUCCUCAACUACAGCCAAUACAGAUACUGAAAUGGUUCAGCCAAGCCCUCAACUGCACUUCAGACAUCUCUCUGUGCAAGAGAAAGAAAUGACAACACGGGAAAAGACAACAAUGCCAAGUGAGGGGGCACAUACCACAGAACCACAGACUGCCAAGAGGAGGAACUGGGAUGACUACAUCAUGAUCUCACAGGAUGGAGAUCUUCAUCCGGCGGAAGGCGAGAUUGCUCCACCCUUCAAGCAGCAGCAGGGUUUUGGCAGGGCAGACUUUCAGGACCCUCUCAUGGGAACCACCUCUGGAUCAUCCAGCCCAGAAGAGGGCAGCACUAACAGCAAGGAUUCUGAUUUUACCAUUGUCAACCCUGCUGACUUUUAACCAUAAAAUUAAUUAGUUUGUCUAACAUUGAUCCUUUGAAUCCCUCAAAAAGGAUAAGAAGUAUUCUGAUGGACUAUUUCACUUGUGAACUUGGGCUUAUGGAAUCCUUACUCCUUUUAAACCCAGACCACAUUUCAUCUCCUAUUGGUCAGAACCUGGGCCUGUAUUCUAAAGAUCUGUCUGUACACCUGUAACCUGUGACCUUUAGUUUGCACAUUAGCUACCUACAGUAGUUACUGUAAUUGACCCUAAAGCAUACGUAAACACGGUUUAUUUGACGAAUACAUAUACCACUGCAUAAAAGUGCAUCUAACCCACUCACAGACUCCUCCACAUAGCCUCCUGUGUAACCCCCAGGCUUUAUCAGUACUCAAACCUCUCUUGCUCUUUUUCUGUGUCGGAAUAAUGACCAUGAUAAAGAAGAGAGCAGCGGCACACACACCUCGUGUCUUAAGUAAGCCACAAAGGGGAAAUGAAAUCAACAUGGGAUAAAUAACCUUGCUUUCUCUUUAACAUUGAUUGUUAUUAUCCAGUGCCUCGAUACAUGUCUGUUUACGUGUCUGUGCCGUUCUUCUGUUCCAACGCGUUUUUCUAAGUCAUUUUAAUAAAUAGAUUGCGAUGUAAGAUUUGGCUAAAUUAUGUUUUCCAUCUUUUUUUUUAAUCCUUGAUAUGUGAACUGUACCUUUUUUUUCACAUCUUUUGUUUAAGUUCUUUCAGCCAUCCUGGUAGCUGUAUAGCAUUGCACGUGUGGGAUGCUGGAAUGAUAUUAAUUCCAGAAGAAUAAAAAGGCUCUUGCGCCUACUUGUCGUCUC